Messenger RNA from Teleopsis dalmanni, 1792 nucleotides. Its product is annotated as serine/threonine-protein phosphatase 2A 56 kDa regulatory subunit gamma isoform-like. The record is from RefSeq and is a predicted model, not a curated record. Gene Ontology annotation, molecular function: protein phosphatase activator activity. Gene Ontology annotation, cellular component: cytosol; nucleus; protein phosphatase type 2A complex. NCBI's taxonomy places the organism in Eukaryota, Metazoa, Arthropoda, Insecta, Diptera, Diopsidae. Gene Ontology annotation, biological process: protein dephosphorylation; signal transduction.
AGAUCCAAGUCUAUCAGAGCCAGUUAUAAAGAGCCUGCUGAAAUUUUGGCCAAAAACCCAUAGUCCCAAGGAAGUAAUGUUUUUAAAUGAAUUAGAAGAGUUACUUGAUGUUAUUGAACCUGCUGAAUUUCAAAAAGUUAUGGUGCCGCUAUUUGGACAGAUUGCAAAGUGUGUCUCUUCACCACAUUUUCAAGUUGCUGAAAGAGCGCUCUACUAUUGGAAUAAUGAAUAUAUUAUGUCAUUAAUUGCGGACAACUCACAGGUUAUAUUACCAAUAAUGUUUCCGGCGCUAAAUCACAAUUCCAAAACACAUUGGAAUAAAACAAUACACGGACUGAUUUAUAAUGCUUUAAAGUUAUUUAUGGAAAUGAAUCAGCGAUUGUUUGAUGAAUGCAGUAAAAACUAUAGGCAGGAUAAACAAAUGGAGCACGAAAAACGGUCACAACGUGAUGAACUGUGGCAACAAGUUGAAAAUUUAGCUAAAAAUAAUCCAGAAUGGCCAAAAUUAUGCGGUCAAUUGGAUAAUUUAAGUAUUUCAAGUAGUCAAAAUGAGUUCGAUCAAUAUAACGAGAAUUGUGAUUUAACAUAUAAUAAAAUGGAACAAGAAACUAGACAGCAGCAAGCACCGCAGGAAGUAAGAGAGAAACGAGGGGAACGUAAUAAGGAUAAGCCGCUUUUGCGAAGAAAAUCAGAUUUGCCAGCUGAUUGUGGCACGGUUCGUGCACUCAUUGAGCACAAGAGACCAGAUGAGUUUCUAAAGACUACACCGGAUAUUAAUAAGUGUUAGAGAUGACAUUUCGUGGCAAGUUGUACUUAGCUGGCAAUGUUGAAAAAUUAUUCCGAUAGCAAACGCAGGCGUUAAACAUAAACAGAGUAUAUAAACAAAAAUAAUAUAUAAAGAAGUAUAUAGGCUUUAUAGGCUUUAUAUGUUGAAUACACACAUUGGUUUCAUAUAAUAUAUUGAACUUAAAUUUUACAAAAAGUAAAUCUACUGUUAAGUGCAGAAUAUUAACAACAAACUGUAUUACUCGUAAUAAAUUUCUUUAAAAAAUUCGAAGAAAUUAAAAAUUAUUUGCUUAUUUUAUGCUCAAAAUAAUACUUAAGUGAGCAAGUUUGUUUUUUUUUUCUUUUAAAUACUUUAUUUAGUUUAACAUAAUUUAAGUUAACAAUUGUUAAAGCAGCAUAAUAUUAUAAAAAAUUUUCUUUAAAUAUAUAACAAUUUUUUUCACGUAUAUGUAUAGAACAUAUUCUAAUCUAAUAUAUUUGAAUUAUUAUUAAAUUGAAGUCUUUAUGCAGUAUAAUUUUUAUUUGAAAGCAGAAUUAUACAAAUCGUAUAUAAGAAUAAUAUAGAAAUGAUUUAUCAACAGAAAUUUGAAAUACAGUUAACAUAGUUAAAUAUUUAAAUAUAUGUAUUUAUAUAUGUUUUUAUAAGUAAUGUAUAUCGUACAUCGUAUAUGUAAUGUAUACUAAAAUAACACAUAAAAAGCGAUUAUAAUAAAUAAAUUUAAUAAUAAAAAUUUAGUUAAACAUAUUUAUAACAUAAUUUAAAAAAAGGAUCAGCCAGGUUUAUGAUAUCUGAAGCGAUAAUUAGGAUGAGUGAACACCUCUAAUCAAUCAUGUUCGAGCUUCAUCUUUCACGCAAAAGGCUAAACAAACAGCCAGCUUAGAACGCAAUCCAAAGCAAAAUUAUUCUAAUAAAUAUAAGCUCUAAAAAAUUAGUUAAAUUAUUUUCAAUAUACAUAAUGUCAAAAUAUAUAUGCUAUGGUUUAAAAAAUUUAUGUGUAAAAUUACU